GAAUAUUUCGCGCCGAUUUCACUUAUUUUUCAGUCGAGCUGAAUGCGGAAUCCACUUGCUUCUUUAUAAUUUUCGUUUAAUUGCAAAAUAAUUAAGUAAGUAAAUAAAUAUGGCGGAACCAAAUGAUGUAAGAGCCAUUGAAAGUAUUUCAGCUGCAGUCGGAGAAUCUCAAAUUAAGAUUCUUCUCUCGAAUCAAUGCAUGAAGGCGCAAGCAUUUCUAGUGAAUAGGCUCACAAAGCAAUUUACCCGCCAGAAAGAAAUAUCCAAAUUUAUUAGCAACGACAACUUGAAACUUGAAGCUGAAAUAAAAAAUGCCGAACAAGAGAUAAAAAGCUUAAUGCUGGCUCAUGAAAGCAUAAAAUCGGCAAAUGUAGAACUUAAAAAAGAGUGGCAGUUGGCCAAGGAAAGGACUCAAGAAACGGCGGAGCGCAUACAGAUAGGAGAAAAAAAAUACGAGGAGCUUUGGGAGCAAUGCAAAAAAAGAUACGAAAGUAUUAGCUUUGUGCAAAACUGGCUACAAGCUACUAAAAAGAAGGAAGCUUUACAGGAAAACAUUAAUGUGCUUGAAAAAGAAACCAAUGGACUUCUUGAUGAAAUUAAAAAUAAAGAAAACAUUAUAUCGGAAUUAACCAAGAAGCGAAUAAUAGAAUUAGCAGAAUAUUUUGUACACGAAAAACCGAAAGUUGAACAGGAUAUCUUGGCUCUAUCAAAGGAAAUUAAAGAACUGAAUGCUCAAAUUGAACAGCUCAUGAAGAGCCAGGAAAUUCAAAAUAUCCAAAACAAAGAGAAAGCGGAAGGUGCAGAGGCCAAUCUUCGAACACAAUCUCAGAAAUUGAGCGAAAUGAAAAUUGAUGACGGCUGGCUAAACUUGAACAAGAAUACAGCCAGCAAUGUGACCUUGAUGCCGAAGCUCCAGCUUAUGAAUAUCGACUUGGACGUCAUGAGUGUGAAAUUAGACCAGAUUAAAAAGAGCGACUUAAUUACUCCAAGUCCCGUAAAAGAAGUUACAACGGGGCAUCAAACUUUAGACAUUGAUGGAUCGAAAACUCCUGAAAAAGCAUCACGUGUUUCUUUAUAUUUUCAAAAUUCAGAAACCGCCGAUUCGACUGAUGGAAGUAACAGUCACAAUUACUCGAAACGCAAAUUGAUAAACAUACUGGAAGACAUCAAGCUUGACAAAAGUGAUACUUAUAAUAUUGUAUCAAAGGUUAACGUAAAUAAUUUGCAAGGCGUUUCGGAAAUAACCGCUCAUCCGAAUAAGAAUAAAGAUACACCCACUGAAACUUCGAAACAUAAGGUCCAAAUUCAACCCCAAGAAGCCGAAAUAGAAGAAUUGGAUUUAACGUCUUCAAAUGUGGAACACAUUAUACUGCCACCAACCGGGUUUUUAGACCAACUUAGGUGUUCUCAGGAGAAGAAGAAAACAGUAACAUUUGAUUUACCAUCCUCUGAGCAAAAAAUAUCAUUAGAUUCGAAGAAGUGUAGCCAAAGUCAAAGAGAUGAAACAGAUAUUGAAAACGAGGCAAAUGCAACAAUAAAUGGCAGUCCGAUGAACGAAAGCGCGGGCAGCGAAGAGAGCUUCACCAAAAUGAAAGACAUGAUAUUGAAGAAACACAACUUGGAUUUAUCCCCACCGUUUAUUUACAGCAAGAAUACAAUCACGCCUCAGAAACUCGAGGAGGUUGAGAAAUCCAGUUAUUUCAAACUGAGUUGUGAAGAAAUUCCUUCUAUUUCUGGAAUACAGUCAGGCACAGUGGAACCUACCAACGACGUAGAAGCAAUGGACGACGCUGAGCCGGAAGCGGCCGACGCACCAGAAAAUGAAGUCGAGGGCAAUGAUGUAGAAAUGGAAGUUGGUGAAAAUGUCAUCUCUAGUGUGAAGGAAAAUCGAGAGCAUAUCGCAAGGCCUAUAACUGGACUUCUAUUUAAUCACGGCACAGGCCUCCCUGACUCUCUGGAUAUUUCGAUCAGCACAACCGGCUUCGAAGAUGGCGAUGCAGACUACCCUCAAUAUUCAAGUCUUCUCCUGUCUCCUAAGGCUGACUUGCCAAUGCCUUCAACCAAUGACAAAGCUGAUGUUGUUAGCCAGGAUGUACCAAACUUCCUCUCAGGAUUGCGGAAAACUGGACUAUCCUUUUUUGGAAAUUUGGCAGGAACAAGUUCUAACACAGAAGACACCAGUGCACCAACUGGCAACAAUUUUAAUUUUGCAUUUGGAGGUGAUGAUAAGAAAAAGAGAGGUGGACUAUUUAAUAUGUUUAAUUAA
Messenger RNA from Cydia fagiglandana, 2266 nucleotides. Its product is annotated as myosin heavy chain, striated muscle-like. The transcript is spliced from 11 exons. Bases 110 to 2266 code for a protein of 718 amino acids. NCBI's taxonomy places the organism in Eukaryota, Metazoa, Arthropoda, Insecta, Lepidoptera, Tortricidae. The record is from RefSeq and is a predicted model, not a curated record.